Molecule: messenger RNA, 2014 nt
Organism: Neoarius graeffei (lesser salmon catfish)
Lineage: Eukaryota; Metazoa; Chordata; Actinopteri; Siluriformes; Ariidae
Gene: tmem87a
Product: Transmembrane protein 87A-like
Exons: 20
Coding region: 82-1740 (552 amino acids)
Biological process (GO): retrograde transport, endosome to Golgi
Cellular component (GO): Golgi apparatus; membrane
Source: RefSeq, a predicted model, not a curated record
GACUGACGUCACAAUAACCACUAUACCACACAGGAAGUGAUAGUAAUACUCGGUGAAGUUGUCACUGAAAUCUAACAGAAAAUGGCAACUUUUAAGACCCACUGUGCAUUCUCACCAAAUCGGAGAAAUGUUUUCCUUAUGCUGGCUUUCAUUUUAAUAUCCAUUCCGCGGUUUAAUGCCAUAUUAGAGCGGGGGCAAUGGAGACUCGAUGUGGACAGCGAAUUGGUAAAGAAACAAAACUACUUCUAUUUCUCAAAGACAAUGUUUAAUAACACCCUGAUUGCAAUCAAAUGGCUUGGAGAAGAAUGCAGUCCUCCUGUAAACCUGUCUAUAUCCUGGUAUCUACGUAGCUGCCGGUGCUUUGAAGAAGCAUUUGAUCUGAAUCCUCAAAGAGCACAAGCGUACUUCAACAGUUCUGUAGUGUCUAAGAGUGGCGAUAGUGGUUACUAUAUUAUUCACAGCUAUCAGAUUAAUUGCCACCAGCACGUGACGAAAAAUGAGUUGGCACUGUCGGAGUUCAUUUUGCCUAUAGAGCUGAAAACUGAAGGGGUCUCAGAAACCAAAAGCAAGAGUCAACCAACUGUCAGAGAUUCAAAACAUGCACGUGACGCAGUGGCAGAGACAUGGGAGGACAGUCCUUACAUGUUCAUUAUCCACAUAAGAAAUCCAGGCACAGAGACAAAAUGGAGCAUUACGUUGGAAAUCAACAUGUAUGGGCCUCAUCAGUAUAUCUCAGCCUCAGAGUGGCCUCUGAUGAUUUUCUACAUGGUGAUGUGCAUCAUUUAUGUGUUGUUGGGGGUGCUGUGGCUUGUUCUCUCUGCCUGCUACUGGAGAGACCUGUUGCGUAUCCAGUUCUGGAUCGGAGGCGUCAUUUUCCUAGGCAUGCUAGAGAAGGCUGUCUACUAUGCAGAGUUUCAGAGAGUCUGCUAUGAUGGCUUCUCGGUCCAGGGUGCGGUGGUGUUUGCUGAGGUAUUUUCUGCUGUGAAGAGAACUCUGGCUCGAGUGCUUGUCAUAAUUGCCAGCCUGGGUUAUGGUAUUGUCAAACCAAGGCUUGGAGCAUUGCUGCACAGGGUGGUAGGAGUAGGACUGCUCUAUCUCGGCUUCUCCGUUGUUGAGGGGAUUCUCAGAGUCAACUCGGCUGAAGAUGACCUAGUGUUGCUGGCUGCCAUUCCACUGGCUGUGCUCGACUCUACCCUCUGCUGGUGGAUAUUCAUAAGCUUGGGACAGACCAUGAAGCUUUUGCGGCUUAGGAGAAAUGUGGUUAAGCUCUCCCUUUACCGCCACUUCACCAACACUCUCAUCUUUGCAGUCAUAGCUUCAGUCAUUUUUAUCAUUUGGACAACAAAGACCUUCAAGUUAUCAAACUGCCAGUCUGACUGGAGGGAGAUGUGGAUAGAUGAUGCAUUCUGGCGUUUUCUCUUCUCUACUAUCUUGCUUGUGAUCAUGUUCCUGUGGAGGCCAUCUGCCAACAAUCAGAGGUAUGCUUUUAGCCCACUGGUGGAUGAGGUUAGUGAUGAGGAGGAAGCAGAGCAACUGGUGAAUGAAGCCUUUGAGGGUGUAAAAAUGAGGGGUUUUAAAUCGGAGACCAAUGGAAGUGCGAAGCCUAGUAAAGUGGAUGAAGAUCUGAAAUGGGUUGAGGAAAACAUCCCCUCUUCAAUGGCUGAUGUUGCACUGCCCCCUCUGUUGGACUCGGACGAGGAAAUCAUGACUACAAAAUUUGAGAUGUCAAAAAUGGAAUAGAAUUAUGGCACGUGUAUGUUGUAAAUAUUGAGUGUCUGUGACCUAUACACGCUUAUUUUAUCUUGAAAUAUAAGUGAUGUAUGUAAAUAUGUAGGAUGUGAAUAAUGAAAGUACUAGACUGAUGGACAGUUAUUGUUUUGCUUGUAUUGCCUGUUUGUAUUUAUAUUUUCAUUGGAAAGGUGUUUUGCUUCUUCAACCCAAACUCUAAUCAUAUUUGACAUUUGUUUACAUAUCUGAAAUACAAAAUGUGAUUAAAAGCCACUACUUUAUACUU